Prionailurus viverrinus (fishing cat) is the source of this 1608-nucleotide messenger RNA. RefSeq names its product GUCA1A neighbor (gene CIMIP3). The transcript is spliced from 2 exons. The record is from RefSeq and is a predicted model, not a curated record. NCBI's taxonomy places the organism in Eukaryota, Metazoa, Chordata, Mammalia, Carnivora, Felidae. Bases 81 to 419 code for a protein of 112 amino acids.
CAAUUGAACCAGCCUUUAUUGAGCGCGCACUGAAUACCUUGGUCUGGAGGAAAACAAGGAAUAGGAUUUUGGAGGCCAUUAUGUCAAGGGACUCAAAGAAACCCUCAGCACCCAGCCAGGAGCCGAAGACACCAUCGGGCAAAAAGCUGAAGUUUCCACGCCCUCCCCUGUCCCAGUCGUGGAAGCGGGACCGCGAGCAGACCCUGGCGGCGGCCUACGUGCCGGUGGUGGUAGACCCGAAGGGGCAGAGCCUGGACAAGCUUAGGUUCAAGUUCUACACCUCCCAGUACUCCAACUCCCUGAACCCCUUCUACACCUGGCAGAAGCCUACCUGUGGCUACCUGUACCAGAGGGACAUGGACCACACCCGCAAACGCUUUGACGUGCCUCCUGCCAACCUGGUCUUGUGGCGCUCCUAGGCCCCUCCCGGUCGGGAGACACCACCUGCACCCUCCCCCGCCACAAUCCUGGGUCCAGGAGGGGAGGGGCACUUGCUCCAGGAGGAGCAGACCAUGCCCGGUCUGAGACAGCUGUGCUGCGCCCAGUGGCAAAGGGAGGUCUCUGUUCUCGGCAGCAAUUAAAGUUUGUCCUUCCUUUCCUUGCCAUCUGAAUGGGUGGCUGUGGGUGGGUAAACUGAGGCCACAGGGGUGUCGUACGGCAGGUCACGUCCAGAGAUGCCCAAAGACUUAGAAGCACUUGAUUCUCAGUCCCCUCCCCCACCCACCCCCACCUCCAGGAGUGACCUCAAGCCCCCUCUAGGGCCUCAGUCCCAAGCAAAGCCCAUGCUGGUCACACCGUCCCCAUAGACCAAGCUUGGCAAGCCCGCCAAAGUCAAGAAAGAGAGAAGUCAGCUGGCGGUGGCCUGGGUUGGAGCAACCCCUGGAAAAUGGGAAGCAGCACAGGGGGCAACGCAGUCUCUGGGGGGCCUCCUCUCCAGCCCUAGCUUCACAUCCACCUGUCUCUUCUGACUUGUUUGUUGGUGGCAGGACGGAUUUCCCAUCUCGUCUCUCCUCUGGUCCAGAAGAGCUGACUUGGGUUAGUCAGGCUCACGGGCCGUGUUUCAUGUAGACGGGUGAUGAAGGCAGAGGGCACUUGACCCAAAGCAGUGGCCUGAGUCCCCGGUCGCCGCCACCUAGGGGCAGAUCCGGCGCUAUGCCGGGGCCAGCUCAGACGGUCCUCAGGGAUCCGACUGUGGGCAUCUCCUCCCAACACCACAGCCAGUGACUUCGUGUUGGUAACCACUGAAACCAGCAAAUGCCCAUCAUCUGGGGUUUCUUCUUUCCAGAGAGCUCGUUGUUAAAUAUCUGCCAUCACACCACUAGGUGGAUCCAGCUGGUUCCAUUUCUAGGACUCACAGCUCAUUCUAGCUGGGGUGGGGUAUUCAGUGGAGCAUACUUUUGGAGCCUAAGAGUCUGGGGUUGGCUUGGGAUGGAGGGACAGGAUGUCUGGAGACCCAGACAAGCAGCCAGUGCACUGGCCAGGCUUCCUCGGACGCCUUUCUCUGAAAAGAAGAUGGUGAGUAGGGAGGAGGGACAUGAGCCCUCCUAAAGGUUGUGUCACAAGAUAGAGUCUAGGUUUUUCUGUUUGUUGUUGUUGGAGGCUCUCUUU